UGGUUGAAAUAGGUAAUACGGGUGAUAUUUCCAAAAAGACGCAAUUAUAUUUCGUUGCGCAACGUUGGCAGCCAAUGAUCGCGUCCUGUCAUUAACCGUCGUGUGGUAUUCGUCGUCAUUUUGCGUUUUCCGCAGAGUCUAUCCGUCGUCAUUUUGUUGUGAAAGGUGUGUUUAAAAAAAAACUAGCAAUCGCUCCAAGUACAGGUUCAUUUCCAAAUUUGUGUGUACAUUGGUGGACGAUCUGUUGCGCCCCCAAAGUUAUCGCUUAACCUCUAAAAAUGUUGUGAGAUCCGAAAACAUUCAGAAAAAUGAUUGUGCUCACGGUGAAAACCCUCGAUUCUCAGAAUCACACCUUCACGGUCGACGACGACAUCACCGUCGAGGAAUUUAAAGCGAAAAUUGCAGACACGGUGAACAUUCCGGCGGAUACGCAGAGGAUCAUAUACUGUGGACGUGUGCUACAAGAUAGCGCGAAACUUAGCGAUUAUGAUGUCAAUGGGAAGGUUGUACACUUGGUACAAAGGGCCCCGCCAAGCCAGAACCCCCCAACUACGCGGUCCGCGUCCCCCCAGCCCCAGCGACGGGGCUUCAGAGGCUUUGAAACCGAGAACACUAUGUAUUUGGGUUCCAUGGCCUUCCCCAGUAAUUUAAUGGAGUCACAGGGGAUUGUACCCCCGCCGCCGACACAUAGUUUAGCCGGGAGUCGUCUGAACGUCGCUAGAAGAAUGCUGAGACGUGCUGAUGCUGUUAUAACUUUAUUGGAAAAUCCCUCGGCCCGACCCAAUGACCAGCCAUCCACAGAUGAACAGCAGGAAGAGGAAGUCACUCCUAUUAUAGAAGCACGCGUCAUAGUUCCUCCUGGAAAUAACGAAACUAUUGACGAGGCCAUGGUUCUAUCGGCUGUACAGAACACGUUGUUUGAUGCCGCUUCGGGCUCCAUACCAAUGGCAGCUGAGGUCACCAUUGAUGCUAACAAUCCGACGCAAAGCACUUCAGAGUCUCCCCCGGCUGAACGGUCAGCGUCGUCAACACCAGAGGAAGCAACGCCCCCGGCGGAUGCGGCGGAAGGGUCCAGCAGUGAACAGCGAGCUGGCGGCGGCGUCAGCGCUAGGACUCUUGCAGAUCGUGCUUCUAGAAAUGCUUGCCGGACCUCAGAGAUGGCGGAACUUCUAUCAACACUAAACCAACUACAGACCAGAUUCCAGCCAUUCUUGGAACGGUACCGCCAUUUCAUGGUCGAGGACCCCAUAAUACCACAAGAAAAUGUUCGUCAAACCCAAGCCAUGCUCACCCGAGUCUCCGAAGUGCUACACUUCCUAGGCCACGCCUACCACUCCCUCAGCGACAUCAUCAUUCGCGUUCGCACUCCCCCACCAAGACCGCUGCUGUGUCGUCCAAUCCUGAUUCAGCAUUCUGCGGUGGUGCAGGCCGGAAUCCCAAUCCAAGUCGAGGUAGCUCAAUUUAACCUGUCGGCGGAGCGUCCAAACGCAUCCACAACAACCAGUGCUGCCACCACAAGCACUGAGACCACGACGACGGCGGCGUCGAGUUCGGGGGAUACGACGAGGACUACGCAGGCGGCGACGGGAAAUGGAAGUGGAACCGGAACCGGAACUGGAACUGGAACUGGAACUCCACCGACGAUGAAUUUCAGGGGGUUCCCGUUCAUUCCUGCUGCUUCAAUGCGCGUGCAAUCUUUCCCGAUUGAAGUUCGGACUACAUCGCGGCCAGUGAACGUAGUUCACGCUAGAGGAAUGCAGAAUAAUAAUAAUAACACAGUCGGAGCUGGCGAAAAUAGAACUACCACUUCGACGCCGACCACCACGACCCCCACAACUUCGACGUCUACAACAAAUACUUUUAACGUGCCCAACUUUAAUAAUUCCAGUGUUGAAUUUUUUAUGGAAGUGACACCUGAAGUUUUGCAAGGAACCCUAAAUGGUCCUCCGCCCGAAUUCUUGCAAUCCCUCGUCCAAAUGGCCGGUCAGAUAAUGAACCGCAUCACCACCACCGCCCCCACCUCUGACACGAACACCACGACGACGACGACGUCGCCGACCGCCUCGGCCGACUCCUCCGCGGCGAGCACCACGCCGCCGCCGCAGCCGCAGAUGACCGCCACCCAGAGCACCCAGGCCCGCAGCAACACCCAGACCAAUCCUACCACGUCGACGCACACCCGCUCGACGCCGCGGCCUCACGUCCACCUGGCCCAGCAGGCCAUGCAGGGCGGCUUCGACCCGUUCCUGCCGUGCAACUCGCACCACGUGACUCACCGGAGGCGGGUGCAGCCGCAGGCGACGGGCGUGCCCACCGCCAGGCAGCCGCCCCGCCAGCCGGACGAGGAGGAGGGAGGCGAGCAGCGGGAGCGGCCGCCCACGCAGAACCUGCACAGUCUAUUCGACGAGAUCUACUCGUCGCUGAGGACAGCGUACAGGCGGAGGCGCGAGGCCAGCGCCGCGAACGCGCCGCCCCCGAACGGCGCCCAGGCGGAGCAGAGCGGAGCCAGCGCAGAGGCGGCGAGUUCGAGUGGGCAGGCCAGCGGAGAGGGCCGGCCGGAGGGCGGAGUUGGCGCCGGGCUGGCGGCUGGACAAAUGCCGCCGGGGUUGGCCAAUUUGUUGCCGAAUUUGCAGAGCACGUUGGCCAAUCUUCCCAGCAUGUUGCAAGGACCCACAAUUGCAGACAUCUUGCAACAACUACCGCUUGACGAGUCUCAGGACAAUCCUGGUGAAAGCAUCAUUACUGACCUCAUCAUGUUAUUGUCGAGAAAUUUGACUAUCGUUGACAUGAUUACUUUGAAUACCGGAAAUUUCGAACCCUUGAAUCGAGUGACCAAUGAAAUACGAACUUUCUUCAAUACCAGAGUGCUUGAUGGUUCAAACACACCAGAAGCUAUCAAUGCGGGAGUGGAUAGAUUCGUCAACGAGAUGCAGCCAUUCUUCCAAAAUUUUAGCCGCCUGCGCGUUCGGGACGACAUAGACAUAGUCAGAUCCGUGGAGACCCUUUUCAGAAGACGGUUACCCGACAUAAUCACCACUGCUACCAACCUCACUUCCGAAAACAUGCGAACACUGGUCGAUCAGUGUUUAAUGUUGGCUAAAAUGAUGUGCGCACUAGCUCUCCACAGUAGCCUUAACGGUCAGCAAGGAGUCGAAGAAACGUUCCAACAAAUCAUCACGUCGUACAUGCAAGGAAUCCCGGCGGAGCUACAAAACUGGACGAUGAUCACCAGUUGUGCCAACCUGCGGCACUUUAUGGCAAAUUUAGGCCUCAACGAGGCUGAAAUUGAACCGUAUAUUGUCCGAAACACGGAUGUGCCGAUGCCAACGCCACCUGAGCAGCCGGUACAGAGUGAGGUUAGGAGUACGUCACAACAAGAAGCAGAGCCUAUGGAGUUGGAUGAGCCUUUAGCUACAGGCGAGACGCCAGUGCCUGAGCUGCCGCCACUGUCACUAGGUGAUGAUCAAGAGCCUUUACCUAAUAUAGUGUUAGGUGCGGAACCGUGGCAUGGUCAAGUGCCUGAGGACUGGGUGCCGAUUAUCACAAGGGAUGUACAGAGGCAGAGGCGGCAAAACCCACAAGCGCCUUUUAGUGACGCCUAUUUGUCAGGAAUGCCAACCAAGAGGAGAAAGAUCGUUAAUAGUACUAAGCCACAAGGGAGUCUUCCACAGGUCAUUGCAGAGAGCGUAAGGAGAGCGGUGACAUCGACGGGAUUGGCAUCAGUCGCACCCCUAGAAGUAGUAUCCCAAGGAGCAGGCGAUUCUGCAGAUGUACAAGCCGCUUAUAGGAGUUUGUUGAGAACGACAGUGCAGACUGCGUUAAGAGAUAACGCUGAGUUCACGCCAGAGAGGUUUCCAAACGCUUCAACUUAUUUUAAGACGCAGUAAUAUUAUAAUAUUGGACAAAUAUAGUCUCACUUUAACCGUUGUAUUUAUCCUAUAUUAUUAUCAUCAUCACUGUGAGUACUGGUUGUUUAUAGUUUUGUGGGUUAUUUUUCUUAUAUUGUAAGAUCUUUGAUUGCAUUCACACUUGUAAUUAAUUUAUUGUUUAACUGAUUAGUAUAUAGAUUUUUUCAGUUAAUUUGUAUUUUUAUUAAGUAUGUGUUAUGUGAUUAGUGAUGAGAUGUGCUUUGAUAUUGUUUUUCUUUGGAAAAAAAAAGUUGUAAAUUUAGACAGUUGAAUAAAUAAAUCACCAACAGUUAUUUAUA
This is a messenger RNA of Zophobas morio, 4207 nucleotides long. Its product is annotated as large proline-rich protein BAG6. The record is from RefSeq and is a predicted model, not a curated record. Gene Ontology annotation, cellular component: BAT3 complex. The coding region runs from base 309 to 3887 and encodes 1192 amino acids. Lineage: Eukaryota; Metazoa; Arthropoda; Insecta; Coleoptera; Tenebrionidae. The transcript is spliced from 17 exons. Gene Ontology annotation, molecular function: polyubiquitin modification-dependent protein binding; misfolded protein binding.